UUGUCUGAGAAUCAUCUCAAAAGCUUCGAAGAAAACAAGCUUUGUUCCUCCAUUGGCAAGAGCUCUGCUUUAUCGUCAGAUUCGCCCACGAAGAACCAAUAUGAAGGUGCAUGACACAAGGUCUCAUGCUCACAUGUCAUCCGACGAUAAGAAGGUGAUGGCGAGGAAGCACAAAGCGGAAGGGAAGCUUCCAGAAUCCGACCACUCGCCGAAGAAGGCAAAGCCGGAGAACGGAAACGGCGCCGGAGAUUCCGCCGCCGUGUCGGAGUUCAAAGAAUUCUGCGAAGCUGUGAAGGCGAAUCUAUCCGUUGAGCAGAUGAAACAAGUUCUUGAAUCCAACGGUCAGGAUUCUUCCGGUACACACGACGAAGUAAUAUCUCGAUGCCAAGAUUUGCUCUUCUAUGGAGCAUUAGAGAAGUGUCCUGUGUGUGGAAACGAUGUGUACUGUGACAAUAAGCGCUACUUCUGCAAAUCGGAUAUAAGCGAAUGGUGCAGUUGCGUGUUCAGCACGAAAUCUCCCCCGAGGAAAGAAGAUUCAAUCAAAAUCCCCGAUUCCGUGCUGAAUUCCGCUGUUUCCGAUAUGAUCAAGAAACGCCAGGAUCCGAGCCGGCGGCCGAAACGGGAACUGAGGGCUGCUGAUAAACCCUUUUCGGGAAAGAUGGUUUCUCUCAUGGGACGUCUCACGAGAACACAUCAAUACUGGAAGAAAAAGAUCGAAAGGCAUGGCGGAAAAGUGACCAACUCUAUUCAAGGUGUGACUUGUCUGGUCGUUUCGCCUGCGGAAAGAGAGCGAGGAGGCUCGCCCAAGUUGGUGGAAGCAAUGGAACGGAAUAUUCCGGUUGUGAGUGAGGCGUGGUUGAUCGAUAGCAUAGAGAAACAGGAAGUGCAACCUCUCGAGGCAUAUGAUGUGGUUAGCGAUCUCUCGGUUGCAGGGAAAGGAAUUCCCUGGGACAAGCAAGAUUCGAGCCAGGAAGCUCUGGAAUUGUUAUCAGGAGAGCUGAAAAUGUACGGAAAGAGGGCAGUAUACAAAGACACUCGGCUUCGAGAAAGAGGAGGAAAGAUUCUCGAGAAAGAUGGGCUUUUGUACAACUGCGCGUUCUCCAUUUGCGACUUGGGAAAAGGGCGUAACGAAUAUUGUAUUAUGCAACUCAUAACGGUGCCGGAGAGUAACCUGAAUUUGUACUUCAAGAGAGGAAAAGUAGGAGACGACCCCAACGCUGAAGAGCGGCUCGAGGAAUGGGAAGACACUGAGGCUGCGAUCAGAGAGUUCUCGAGGCUUUUCGAGGAAGUAACGGGAAAUGAAUUCGAGCCUUGGGAACGGGAGAAGAAGAUUCAGAAGAAGCCGCAUAAAUUUUUCCCUAUUGACAUGGACGACGGGGUUGAGGUGAGACACGGGGCUCUCGGUCUUAGGCAGCUCGGUGUUGCGGCUGCUCAUUGCAAGCUCGAUUCAUUCGUUGCGAACUUCAUGAAAGUGAUAUGUAGUCAAGAGAUCUACAAGUAUGCGUUAAUGGAGUUAGGAUUGGAUCCACCUGAUCUUCCUAUAGGAAUGGUGACCGAUCUCCACUUGAAACGAUGUGAGGAGGUGUUGCUCGAGUUUAUCGAGAAGUUCAAAACGACGACAGAAACGGGUCAAAAGGCCACGGCCUUGUGGGCGGAUUUUAGUUCGCGGUGGUUCAGUCUUUUGCAUGUGACGAGGCCGAUGAUCUUACACGACUUCCAUGAACUUGCAGAGCAUGGGGCAGCCGUGUUCGAGACUGUACGGGAUAUUAACGUGGCUUCUCGUGUCAUUGGGGACAUGGGUGCGGAUACUCUUGACGACCCGUUAUCCGAUCGGUACAAUAAACUCGGCUGCAAAAUUUCCGUGGUGGACAAAGAAUCCGAAGACUAUAAGAUGAUUGUGAAGUACUUGGAGACAACGUAUGAGCCUGUCCGAGUGGCUGAUGUUGAGUAUGGUGUCUCGGUCGAGAACAUUUUUUCCGUUGAGUCGGACGCUAUGCCGUCGUUGGAUGAAAUCAAGAAGCUUCCGAACAAGGUUCUCUUGUGGUGUGGAUCUCGAAGCUCGAAUCUACUAAGACACGUCUACAAAGGAUUCUUACCGGCUGUCUGUUCUCUCCCCGUCCCGGGUUACAUGUUCGGGAAAGCGAUAGUUUGUUCCGACGCUGCAGCCGAAGCUGCAAGGUAUGGCUUUACUGCGGUUGACAGACCAGAAGGGUUCCUCAUCCUGGCCGUGGCAUCGCUCGGAGAGAAAAUAACGGAACUCACCAGUCCGCCUGAGGACACGAAAUCGUUGGAAGAGAAAAAGAUGGGAGUGAAAGGGUUAGGGAGGAAGAAGACGGAAGAAUCCACACACUUUGUCUGGGGAGACGACAUCAAAGUACCGUGUGGUCGGUUAGUUCCUUCGGAACACAAAGACAGUCCUCUCGAGUUCAACGAGUACGCAGUCUACGACCCGAAACAGACGAGCAUAAGGUUCUUGGUGGGAGUGAAGUACGAGGAAAAGCGAGCCGAAUACGUAGACGUCGAGCCACAGUAGCUGUGGGAAAGAUCAUACGGACGAUGAAGAAUCGAAGGACAGAGAACAGAGAUGUUCGAUUUUUGGUUUGGUCGGAGAAAAAGCCACUUUGAUCGUUUUCUGAUGAACCGCUGUCAUGUCUUUUGGUUGGUCUCUUGGGUUUUUUUUUUUUUGGUCUGUGGAAAGGAAAAUUGGAAAGCUUUUGCUCAGACACGUCAAUGGCUUCUUCUUCUUCGUGUCGCCUGGUUUUUUUUUUUUUUUUUUUUUUUUUUUGGCUUUGUGUAUAUAAAGGUCAGACUGUACUUUUCUGUACCUCCCUCACGGUUUUUUUUAAGAAAAAACAAAGAAACAAGUUCAGGGAAAAAAAUCUGAUUUUCCGAA
Molecule: messenger RNA, 2893 nt
Organism: Tarenaya hassleriana
Lineage: Eukaryota; Viridiplantae; Streptophyta; Magnoliopsida; Brassicales; Cleomaceae
Product: poly [ADP-ribose] polymerase 3
Exons: 19
Coding region: 101-2533 (810 amino acids)
Molecular function (GO): zinc ion binding; NAD+ poly-ADP-ribosyltransferase activity
Source: RefSeq, a predicted model, not a curated record